Molecule: messenger RNA, 1272 nt
Organism: Psilocybe cubensis
Lineage: Eukaryota; Fungi; Basidiomycota; Agaricomycetes; Agaricales; Agrocybaceae
Exons: 4
Coding region: 1-1272 (423 amino acids)
Source: RefSeq, a predicted model, not a curated record
AUGAGUGUCCCGGAAGCUCCACCAGUGCUCAAUAUACAUACGCCGACGUCAUCUUUCGCCAUCAUCCAUUCAGUGACCCAAGAAACCUUGCUAGAUCUGUAUAAUAAGCUCAGCAGAAAGGCUGCCACAGAUUAUUAUGGCGAACGUGUUGGUCCUGGAUGGUUAAAAUACGAAUACAACGAGGCGAUAUGGAAUUUGGACGAUGAUUCGGACUACACGAUAUUUGUAUGGCGCCGGCAGCAACAAAUCCAAGACGAUCAGCAGUCAAUUGCACUGACGUCCGAUAACGAGGGUCCGCCAGUCGCUUCAACAUCUCGCGCUCAUCACGCACCCCCGUCUCCUCCAAAGAUUUUGCCCCCAAAGACUGUAUCUGAAACCCCAACCCUCUACCUACACGAUCCACGGAAACCCCUUCCUGCUCCCCCGGCUUACUUGAACCCUGCAUACUACGCAUUCCAACCAUCGCGCGCCGUACACCAUCCUACUAGGCGGUCUCCCGCUUCCUCCCAAGCUUCUACAAAUAAAAGAAGUAAGAAAGGGAAAGCUGCUAUCGAAGAUAACGAGGAGGUCGGCAUUGCGAAAUUCAAGAAAGAAUUCGAAAGAUUUCACUCUGAGAAUGGAGUGCGUACCGUGAUGGGAUCCAUUGGUCCAGUGCAAAACGUUCGCAUGCUGCUCAAGUCUGGUUAUCGACAUGUCUACAUUUCGCGAAAGUUCGCUGCUAAACAUGGAUUUAUUCCACCCGACACCGCACCCGGAAGUUAUGGAUACGGAGGCCUAGUGAAUAUUGGAGAAUGGCCUAUCACACUUAUACCCUCUGUUUCUCAGUCUACUCAACCCUUACCUGGCUACUUGCGCCCAGAUGCAUUCACUUCACCCCCAUCUACACGUACGGGAAAUCUACACGCAUCCCCCAGUUCGUCCGCAUCUCCGCUACCGCUGCACAAUUGGCUGGCACCUCCGCCUACGACCAGUAAAGCCGGGAGUAUCAGAAGCGUCAGUGCCACUGGAACUGGAAAGCAGGCGCAUGAAAACGUCAAUCAUCAUACACAAGCCUCCAAUACAAUCGUGCCAAAAACUGUGUCAAUACAGGUAUAUCUUGCAGAAGAGCCUCAUUUCGACGUUGUUCUUGGGCGCUCGUUUUUCGAAAAACGGCAGGUCAAAACCACCUCAAUUGAUCCAACAGAUGUGGUAUGUCUGGAUACUGGGGAAAAGAUCGAAUGCGAGCUUGUCAUUUUGAAGGAUGGACGAGGUGAAAUUGUUACGGUUACAUAG